GACACCGCUGCGCCUCAAAUACCGGAAGUGGCGCCCGUGUUGUUGUCAUGUGAUAUCUGCCGCCGACGGUGGCUACUUUUUGCCCUCAACCAGACAACUUUUAUGUCUGUCGACGGCUGCUUUUCCGUGUGAAAAGAGGGAAGCCGGAGUGUCGCGGAGGCCGCCAUGGGGUGCUGUUACAGCGGCGAGGACGAGGCGGCAGAGCAGGAUCCUGAACGCAAGCCGCUGAUCACGCACCCGAACCCGGUCAGCAAACCCCCAAAUGGCACGGACUGGAUCAGUCCCACCGUGCCCUCGGCCAGGACGGACGAACAGGCCCUGCUCACCUCCAUCCUCACCAAGACGGCACAGAACAUCAUCGACGUGUCGGCGGCUGACUCAGUCAUGAUGGAGCAACAUGAAUACAUGGACAAAGCUCGACAAUACAGUACAAAACUUGUUGCAUUUAGCAGCAGCAGUCUUCAAAAGAAAGCCCUGGUUCUCCCCUCCUUCACCAGCCAGCCUCACCAAGUGCUGGCCAGUGACCUGGUGCCAUACUCGGACGUGCAGCAGGUGUCCAAGAUAGCAGCGUACGCUCACAGUGCAAUCUCUCAAAUCAAAGUGGACGCUAAAGAAGAACUGGUGGUCCAGUUUGCUAUUCCUUGAUUGUUCUUCUUCCUCCUCUGGUGUGUCUUUCUCUGUCUUCUUGUGCUUGGAAGGCCACAAUCAUUCAGGUUCUUCUUCCAUAUGUAACACCCAACCAUCCAUUACCACACCCGCUUCUCCAUCCCAUUGCUUCUCCAUUCGACGCGAUUCCCACCAUGUAGGGGUGUGACUCUUUGGGCACCUAAUGAUUUAACUCCGAUUCCUGGAGUUACGAUUCGAUUCAGGAUCGGUUCUGGAUUCAACAUAAUUCUCGAUUCAAACCAUUCUGGCAAUAUAGGUUGUGAAUCUUUGGCCACCUUAUGAUUCGAUCGGAUUCCUGAAAUGACAAUUCCAUUAAAAAAAAAGUCUCGAUUCAAACCGAUUCUUGCAAUGUAGGCGUGUGAAUCUUUAAGCAUCUAACGAUUUAAUCCCGAUUCCUGGGGUGACAAUU
Molecule: messenger RNA, 1075 nt
Organism: Nerophis lumbriciformis (worm pipefish)
Lineage: Eukaryota; Metazoa; Chordata; Actinopteri; Syngnathiformes; Syngnathidae
Source: RefSeq, a predicted model, not a curated record